AUGGCAUCUGCAAUCUUCAAAACCACCCAAAAUGCCAUUUCCCAAAAUAUCCAUCUCCAUUUCUCCCCCAAAAAUUCCAAAUCCAUCACGAAACAAAGCAUUCCGGCCGUUGUUGUGAAGCUCUGCUCGGAGAACCGAUUGAAAGAAGCUGUGGGUAAUCUCGAUUUCAUUCCCAAAGAAGGUUUAUCCGCUGAAAAGACCCAAAUUUAUGACUGUUUGUUGCGUUCACUUGCAUCUGAGCGAGACCUUAUUCUUGCAAGAAAGGUCUAUGAUCACAUGGUCGGUUCGAAUUUGCAUAGGAAUGUGUAUUUUGGGACGAGAAUUGUCCACAUGUUUGUUGAAUGCGGUAGCUUGGUCGAUGCUAUGGAUGCUUUUGAGGGCGUUGAGGGUAAGAACUUGUGGUUCUGGUCUGUUAUCUUAGAUGGGUUCUGCAGGAAGGGUCUUUUCGAUGAAGCAUUGAUGCUUUUUCGUGAUUUCGGGACUGCUCAUCUGAGAGCUGAUGGUUUUGUUUUGAACAGUGUUCUUAGAGCUUGUGGUGGUUCACGGAAUUUGCAGUUGGGGAGGGAAGUUCAUGGAUUUGUUUAUAAGAGUGGAUACAAAUCUGAUGUUUUCCUGAGCAAUUGUUUGGUGGAUAUGUAUGGGAAAUGUGGCUGCAUUGGUGAUGCCCGUAAAUUGUUUGAUAAGAUGCUUCAUAGAGAUGUUGUUUCAUGGAAUACGAUGUUGAAGGGUUAUAGUCGAGCAGAGGAUUUUGAUGGGUUUGCUGGAUUGGUCACAGAAAUAGAAGCAGGAGGGGUGAAGCCAAAUUUGAUAACUUGGAAUACAAUUAUUUCAGGGUAUGCAGUUUACGGCUAUGCCAAAGAAGCACUGGAUUGUUUCUUUAAAAUGCAAAAGAUGGGUAUGAAACCAGAUGUAGUCUCUUGUAAUGCGCUAAUUUCGGCUUUGGCCCGAUGUGGGUAUUUUGAGGAAGCUUUAGAGCUUGUUCGGCAAAUGCGAAACGUGGGUUUGGAACCAGAUAUUGCUUCGUGGACGACACUUAUUGGAGCAUAUGUGAAUUUUGGAUUCUUGAAGGAGGCCUUGAGUUUGUUCUCCCAAGUGCAAUUUUCUGAGAUGGUUUUAGAUGAGAUGGUAUUUUCCUCAGUUCUUAAGGCAUGCGCUGGCCUAGGUGCUCUCAGACAAGGUAGAGAGAUCCAUGCAUUCAUAGUCAGAAACGGGUUUAUGAUUGAAGCUUUUCUUAGUGCUUCUCUUGUACACAUGUAUACCAAAUGUGGGAAACUAGACGAUGCACACAGAUUGCUAUUUAAGAACAACAUUGUUUCGUGGAACUCUUUGAUUGGGGGGUAUGUUAAAAAAGGGGACGUGGAAGAAGCAAAAGAACUUUUCCAAAGUUUGCAAUCAGAAUCCUUGAAGCCUGAUUUGGUGUCCUGGAAUAUAAUGAUUGACUGCAAUGCCCAAGAAGGUAAUACAAAAGGAGCAUUAGACAUGCUUGAUCGUAUGCAAUCAGUUGGGGUUUCACCUGAUUCAAUUUCGUGGAAUAGCAUUAUCAAAGGAUAUGCAAAAGGCAGGCAGACUGAUGAUGCUGUGCAGAUUGUAAAUCGAAUGGAAUCAUCAGGCUUUAAGCCGAAUACGGGCACAUGGAAUACAUUGAUAUCUAAUCAUGUCAACCAUGGGUAUGGGGAAGAGGCAUUACAAACUUUCCAAUUAAUGAAAAAAUGUGGCAUCGAACCAGAUGGGAUCACAAUUUCCUGUAUUCUACGUGCUUGUGCUCUUUUGGGAGCUUCACGAAUAGGAAAAUCAGUGCAUGGAUGGAUCAUGAGGAGAAGCAUCAAAGACAAGUACAUAACCAGCGCUCUCCUCGAAAUGUAUAUCAAGUCUGAUGAUUUGGGUACUGCUUGGGAGCUUUUUGCCAGAACCUGUGAUAAGAAUUUAGUAUUGUGGAAUGGAAUGAUAUCAGGGUUUGCCAAAAGCGGGAAGCUGCGCGAGGCUCACAGACUAUUGGGCAAAGUGCGAAUGGCUAAGUUAAAACCUGAUGUAAUUUCUUGGACCGCUGUCUUGUCAGGUUAUAUCAAGAGCGGCAAUGCAGAUACGGCAUUGGAAAUCUUGUGCCAAAUGUGGCAAUCUGGGGUUCGACCUGACCCAAUUGCUAUAACUGCUGCCUCAACAGCGUGUGCCAAAUUGGGAAUGCUUGAAAGUGGGAAAGAAAUCCAUGGCUUCUCAAUUACAACUGGAUUGGAGAAAGAUCCUUCUGUUCAAGCUGCUCUAAUAUCUAUGUAUUUCAAAUGUGGGAGCAUCAAUGAGGCUGUUUGCAUAUUUGAAAGAGCUCCCCACAACAAUACCUUAAUCUGGAACUCCAUGAUUUCAGGGUAUGUCAUGCAUGGGCGUGGAAAACUAGCCAUCUCUCUUUUCCGUAGAAUGCAGAAUGAAGGUGUCGACGCCAAUUCAAUCACGUUCUUCGGUGUUCUAUCCGCAUGUUGCCAAACAAACCUUGUUGUUGAAGAUUGGCAGUGUGCUGAUACAUUGCUUCAGGAUUUUGGUUCAUUAUGCCAUGGGGGACAGUAUGCGGAAAUGGUUGAUAUUGCUAGAGAUAUUUGUACAUUAGAAGAUGGAUAUCUGGAACACUGUGGUCUACUUCCAAGCAUUUACGAAGCUGCAAAGAAAUUUGAUGGUUGUGUAGCAAAUUCUGAAACACGAACAAAACAGUCAGGUCUCACUAAGAUCCCACAACCCAGUUGGAUAUAUAUUAACAGAAAGAGGCAUAGGUUCGAUGGAGGGAUCUUGCAUUCUGAAGUUGAUGGUACAUGUGAGGUUUUCAAUGCUUUAAAUCAACAGAUGAGAGAGGCCAGCCUCUAG
Molecule: messenger RNA, 2847 nt
Organism: Magnolia sinica
Lineage: Eukaryota; Viridiplantae; Streptophyta; Magnoliopsida; Magnoliales; Magnoliaceae
Product: pentatricopeptide repeat-containing protein At2g13600-like
Exons: 1
Coding region: 1-2847 (948 amino acids)
Biological process (GO): RNA modification
Molecular function (GO): RNA binding; protein binding
Source: RefSeq, a predicted model, not a curated record